GCUUAAGUUAGGUAGCUUAGGUAACUUUCCGGCGAUUUCGAUUUCACUAAAUCAACCAUCAACUAAACAUAUCACUUUUCUUUCUCGCAGACAUUAGAAAUUCGUGUUCGGGCCAACUGUUGAUUGAUUCAGAAGGCAAACGUUUCUAAAUGCAUUCUGGUCAUUUAUUCUUGUUUCCUUGACCUUCGCCGUCCUUUACCCCUCUCACCUUUUUCGCCAUGAGCCUCACCCAUUUGUCAUGGCAUCUUUUUCUUCUUCCACAGUGGUCUCAACUUUAACGCGGCCACGCGUGGCCAUUGUUGUGGUUUCUACUAUCACUGCAGCUUCUCUAGGUUAUUAUUAUUACUUUCAUGCUCGUCAUGGGUAUUCAGGUUCCGAUCUCUCGUCGACGGGUCCCGGCUUGCAUCGUAGAAACGCCGUAAGACGAUCUCGUCGAGCAUCGCAUCGCCGUGACGAUUCAUCUGACACCGAUUCUCAUGGCGACGAGAAUGCCGAAACACCCGACACAAUCCCUACCAUAGAAGCUCUCCCUCACAUCGACGACCGAAAUCCCGAAGAAUGGUAUAACGAUAAUAACCAAGCCCCGCGUCAGCGCACCGGCGAAAAUAUAGUCUCCUUACUAUUUCGCGUAUCCGAAGAUAAUGCUAGGCGCAACGCGUACGUCCACCGUGGUUGCCAAUGUAAUAGUUGCGCUAUGGUACCUAUCCGUGGCAUUCGAUACCGUUGUGCCAAUUGUGCCGACUUCGAUCUUUGCGAGGUAUGCGAAUCACAAGGUCUACACAAUAAAACCCACGUCUUCUAUAAAGUCAGAGUACCCGCCCCGCCCUUUGGAACGCGAAAUGUCCAACCAGUUUGGUAUCCAGGCGAUCCCGAUAGUUCUCCACGUAACCUACCUCGACCAUUACUCCUCAAAUGGUCUCAAGAAACGGGAUUCGAACGCGUUGAACUAGAUGCUUUCUGGGAGCAAUGGACAUUUAUGGCGAAUACCGAAUGGAGGGAUGACCCCAAUAAUCUGGGUUUAGCUAUGGAUCGUAAGACUUUUGAGCGCUGCCUUGUUCCAUCUGGUGGUUAUCGACAUGCGGCACCUAAUCUUAUUCACGACCGCAUGUUUGCAUUCUACGAUACCAACCACGACGACCUAAUUGGAUUUGAAGAAUUCUUACAUGGCGUUACCUAUCGGAAGAGGAGGGAUAAACUUCGAAGGACCUUUGAGGGCUACGACAUUGACGGCGAUGGCUAUGUGAGUCGACGAGAUUUCCUGCGUAUGUUCAGAGCCUACUAUGUGCUCUAUAAGCAGAUGCAUAAGGAUAUUCUCGAUGGCCUUGACGAUCAUAUGAUGACAACUACAGAAGCUCAACAACUUAUCAACGGAAGACAACCCCUGAGCAGUCUUUUUGGAAGGGAGGGCAGAGUUCCUCCCGCCGACCAUUUGAGACCGAUGGAGGGCAAAAUAUUCCGAUCGAAUGGAGAUGUUGAAGUCAAUGAUAAUAAAGGUGUUGUUAAUGAGGAUAAGCCGGAUACAUCUGAUCGCGAGGGGAUUUUAAGAAAUUUGUUUUCAUCAAGCCGCAGCCAGAGCGCAUUCACUGAAUCGUUUGGGUCUGGUUCUAGAAGGAAUCGAUCCCCCAAUGACGGAGAGACUCGCUAUUGGUCCGGUAUUAUCAACCCUCCUCAUAAUACAGUCGAUUUAGCCUCACUACUCCAGGGUCACUACCCACCAAUUGACGAUAUAAUAGAGGCUUUACAUGAUCAUCAUAGUCGUCCAGCAACCGAUGUUUCAGGCGGUUCUUCCGAUGAAGAUGGACAAAGCGAACCCGAAGCCGCAGAUGAAGGUGCCGAGGCAUCUGAAGAUGACGAACAACCUGAACAGAAUGGAACGAGCGAGACUACAGAGUCAGCUCUUACCAGAGCUAUCCCCGAUGCUAGCAGAUUUACUAGUACCCUACCAACCGAGAGCCAGCUUAGAGUCCAACACCAAGCUAUCGUAGCAAAUGGUCGCCGCUUAGGUGUUAAUAGGCAAAAGAAGGUAAAUGCCAGGAGGUUACUUCUUGACAGAUGGAAACGACGUCACUUCUAUCUAGAUGAAGAAGAAGGUGCUCAACCUCCUCAAGGAUGGAACGAGGACCAGGAUGUAUUAUUAAACCUGAACGGCAUCGCUGACUCGUCUAAAUCUGCGCCGCACUUCCUAUCCCCACGAUCAAGAUCGUCUUCUAAAGUGCGAUUCGCUGAAGAUGAUGAUUUGGAAACCAGGUCUAAUGUGUCCACAUCUUCGCGAAGUGUGCCGGAGAGGUGGGGUGGAAUGGAAAUCCCCGAUGCGGAGCGAGAUGCUGGAAAAGAGAUUCUCUACCAAGUUACGCAACAAGCUUUUAACGAGCUAUUAGACGAGAUUUUUCAAAAGAAGGAAGAUCUCGCUAUCGAAGCCGCCGAAACUAAGGAACUACGCGAAAAAUACCGAGCGCUUGUAGAUACGAUCGACUUGGAGGAAGAGGAAGAACGAAAGCAAGAAGCAGAAGAAUCUAGAGACCAAUCGCGCGAACGUCGUAGUCAUCAUCAUCACACACAUCAUCAUACACAUACUCUGGACGACAACCGAUCCGCCCGAGACCGCAGUUUAGACGAACUAUUAACGAUUGCUGGCUACACUACGGACGAUCUUCCGGAUUUGGAGCCUUUAGAAUCUUCAUCCCCAGAGGUACAGGAUUUUAUUCCCAAGACACAGGUCAAUGGAGAUGAAACGGCUCCAGAAGAAGAAUCAGAAUAUCGUGACCCUACUCUACCUCAAAAUCGGCCCAACAGUACAAAUGAGAUACCACGAAACAACUCUUCAGUAAAAGCAAAGAAUGGCCAACCCAAAGAAACUAUCAGCCGUGCCGGACCAUCUAAUGAACAACGAACUAAGGCGAAAGUCCCCCAGCCUGAUUCACCACCCGAGAUACCUCAUUCUACAUUAGUGGAAUGGAAGCGCAUCAAUCUUGCAGAACAGGAAGCUCGGGAAAGAGGAGGAUGGGGCAGACUCAGUUAUAGGGAAUUCGAGAAUAUCUAUCGAGAUCACGAAUUCCAGGACAGUGGCCGCAAUAGGUUGGAUUACCUAGGAAGUUGGAUCGAUUUCUGUAUCCCUUAGGUUCGGUUACCGGAUCGUACUCCAUGGCUGCUGGCAUAAUAUAAGCCUCACGAGACCCGUGAAAAGUUACGACAGGCAUAGGGCAUUGUGUCACGGUGUUGACGAAAAUGUAUAUUGAUUAGGUACCUAGCUAGGUACUUAAUGCCUCUUAUUGACGUGAGAUAUGAAUAGAGGCAUUAUGAUAUAUUGAAUUAUGAGUUGGUGUGAUUGUAUUAAUUGACAUUCGGUUUCUUGCACAGGAGCAUGGUCUCAUCGUAUUGACGUAAGUGCCGUCACCUCUCAACGUUGGUGUGAUGGUGAUGGGUGGUGGGAUAAUAAUAUCGUGUUACAAGUAUAAGAUAAUUGAGCUUAGGUCGGGCCGUUAUUGAACCUGCCCCUAUUCCCAUCCCAGACACUUACUCAAAUUUGUAGUCAUGAAGAAUAGAAUGUGGCGAACAAUCAGCUGAAUACGUCAG
Molecule: messenger RNA, 3573 nt
Organism: Hypoxylon trugodes
Lineage: Eukaryota; Fungi; Ascomycota; Sordariomycetes; Xylariales; Hypoxylaceae
Product: EF-hand
Exons: 1
Coding region: 239-3118 (959 amino acids)
Biological process (GO): mitophagy; endosome organization; aggrephagy
Cellular component (GO): amphisome; aggresome
Molecular function (GO): zinc ion binding; protein kinase C binding; K63-linked polyubiquitin modification-dependent protein binding
Source: RefSeq, a predicted model, not a curated record